Molecule: messenger RNA, 1407 nt
Organism: Paramecium pentaurelia
Lineage: Eukaryota; Ciliophora; Oligohymenophorea; Peniculida; Parameciidae
Source: the annotation of a GenBank genome assembly
AUGAGUGAAACAAAGGUUUGUUAAUGCUGGUAAGAUAUUGACUUAUAUUUGAGUUUGGAAGAAGUUUUGGCUAGUAAUUAUUUGCUUCAUUCUCUCUAUUGUGAACGUAACAUUAUAAAAUGUGAAAUCUGUGAUCAAAGAAUAGAUAUGAAUGAAAAAGAUGUUCAUAUGUAGAAUCAUUAGAAAGUAUAGAUGAAUAUAUAUGAUUAGACUGAAUGUCCUUAUUGCUUAUAAAUGUUUGAAUAAGUACUUUUAGAAAUGCAUAAGAAUAAUUGUCCUAAUAAGCCAGAGAAAUGUGGAUUUUGUGAUUUAAUGAUAAAUAUGAGUGAGAUGCCAAGACAUUAAGCAAAGUGUGGUUCUAGAACUGAAUAAUGUAAAAUUUGUAAAAAGCAUAUACAAAAAAGAGGUAAAUAUAUAACUUGAUUUUUUAGAGUUGAAUCUACAUAUAAGCAUUUGUGGAUAAGGAGAGAAAAAAGAAUCUUCUAAAAGAAAUAGAUUAAAACGUAUAACAAGUGAAUCAGGUUCUGAUGCAUCUGUAUAAGAAAUAAAGCAGAAUACUAAAAGAAAACCAUAGAAAUAGAUUAAAUAGUAAUCAAAAUAAAAAGAAUAAAUAUUGACAGAAUAUAAUGAUGAUGACGAUUAGGAAUUCUAAGAGGCUUUGUAAAUGAGUCUGAAUUAAAAAUGAAUUAAUAAAACUCAAGUUUGUGUAUACGUUUUAGAGCUAUAAGAGAACAUCGGCAUUUAUCUCAUCCCAUUCAUUAAACUCCGAAACCAUAAUUAUGGCGAAGUUUCAGCAUACCUAGAUUCUUUUCUUUCUCUUCAGUGAAAAAAUUUCCAAAAUUGCCUGAAAGAAUGAGAAGAAAAAGUUGUCAUUGCAAUCAAUGUGGUAAUCUAACUACAUUAGAAUACAGAAAUAUGAGUGUUCCAUUCAUUAAAAAGAUUGCACGUUUAAGAAAAUAACCAUCCAUGAAUAAUAAUCGAUUGUUGACAGCAUAAAAUACAAGUAAGCAUUAGUAUUAAUUAGAAAAACUAUUCAGAAAAUAUUCAGCAUCUAGACAUGAUACACUAACCUCUACUUCUUCUUCUUAACUUCUACUUACAACUCUUCGUAGAGCUUCUGCUAGAAGUACUGAAAAAUUGAUAGAGGAUACCUAAAUCCGUAUCUUUGAACCACCUAAAUCUUGUAGAAGUCAUCUUUUAUCAAAUCCAUAAUCAGAAGAGAUUAAAAGCAUUACACUUCAAAUUCCAAAAUCUUAUAGAGUUAUCAAAACAUAACCUUAAGAAAAUCAAAAUAUUAAAUUAAUUCACACUAGAAGCAUGCCUAAGAUCUAUUCAAGAAACUUUCUUAACAAUUAUUUAACUAAAUAUAAGAAAAAGAAAACCAUUUGUCAUUUAUAAAAAAAUUGA